GGCGCUGAGGCCCGGAGCGACGGGCGCUGCGCAGAGCCCGGCUCCCCGCUGCGGAGAGUGAAGGAGCCGAGCCCGGCCAGGCCAUGCCCGGCCCCCCGACGCUGGGGGCGGCAGGCCCCGGCCCGGACCCGGAGGAGGGCUACGAUUUCCUCUUCAAGCUGGUGCUGAUCGGGGACGCCAGCGUGGGCAAAACCUGCCUGGUGCAGCGCUUCAAGACCGGGGCCUUCGCCGAGCGCCAGGGCAGCACCAUCGGCGUGGACUUCACCAUGAAGAGCCUGGAGAUCCAGGGCAAGCGGGUCAAGUUGCAGAUCUGGGACACAGCAGGCCAGGAGAGAUUCCGAACCAUCACACAGAGCUACUACCGAAGCGCCAAUGGAGCAAUCCUAGCCUACGACAUCAGCAAGAGAAGCUCUUUCCAGUCCAUUCCUCGCUGGAUUGAGGAUGUGAGAAAGUAUGCUGGUUCCAACAUAGUACAGUUACUGAUUGGAAACAAGUCUGACUUAAGUGACCUUCGAGAGGUUCAGCUGGAAGAGGCUCAGAAUCUGGCUGAACACUAUGAUAUCAUCUGUGCCAUAGAAACAUCUGCGAAAGACUCCAGCAAUGUGGAGGAAGCUUUUGUGAAGAUGGCAACGGAGCUCAUGAUAAGGCAUGGAGGCCCCAUGUUCAAUGAGAAAAACACAGACAGCAUCAAACUUGACAGCAAAGACAUAGUAGAAGGCUGGGGGCCAUGCAAUUGCUGAUACAAGCUAGGUAGUAUCCCUGACUUUACUGGAAUUUAGAGGGAUGUCUCCCCCUAAAGCUGAGUAGCACAGUAGCUGUAUCCUCCUCCUGAGAGACCAGCAUUUUUGUAGACAUUAGACACCAAUGCAAUCAAGACUUUGUCUUUUACUUUUAAAAAAGGGACUUUGUUGAGGUUUAGACCUAAAAGUUCAACCUUCCUUGACAUUUACUCUGUAUUUGCCCCCAUUAUUUUCUUUGCUGCAACCUUCUCAGUAAGUUAUGAAUCUGAGUGAAGCAGCAUGGAUCUGUUUGUUGGAGGGCAGGGGAAGGUAACUAGACAAGAAACCACCACAUACCUGAAGUUCUAAACCCUUCAGUAUGGAAUAGCUGUCAGAGGUGUAACUAUUUUUGCUUUUAGGUCAGUCAACCUUGAUAGAGUCUUUUUAAAUUCUCAGCAUUCCACCAAUGACCACAUACACCAGACAGUUUAGACAGUGGCUGUGGCAAAGGUGUUUCAAGUAUCAAAAUGCUUGAAUAUUUUAAACAUGGGACCAAGCAGCAGUCACCUGUCCAAGACACUGGACCACCAUGGAAGCUCUCUCCUUGAAAGAGAAACGUGGCACAUGGACUGCUAAAUAUUGUUGGUACAAGCCCAAGUGGGCUGUCAUGCUGAUUUUUAAAAAAUCAUCAUUCAAAUAGUGAAAUCAGUCUGAGCAAUACCAGUUGCCUGCUUGUUUACCAAGAUAAACAUUAAAUGUACUGACUCAAAUUCA
Malaclemys terrapin pileata is the source of this 1493-nucleotide messenger RNA. It is a transcript of the gene RAB43, whose product is annotated as RAB43, member RAS oncogene family. Gene Ontology annotation, cellular component: Golgi membrane. The transcript has 3 exons. Lineage: Eukaryota; Metazoa; Chordata; Testudines; Emydidae. The coding region runs from base 84 to 740 and encodes 218 amino acids. Gene Ontology annotation, molecular function: GTPase activity; GTP binding. Gene Ontology annotation, biological process: regulation of exocytosis; protein secretion. The record is from RefSeq and is a predicted model, not a curated record.